CCCCCCCCAAAAAAAUCUCAGUACAGUUUGAAGAGGUCACGUGAUAUCACCACACCACCUCGCGCACCCCCUUCGUGGCGGGGUGCAAAUCGGCCUCUCCUAUACUUCCUACUCAGCAACGAAGACGCAGCACCACUGAUUACCGGUUUAAAAUAUACCAGUACCCAUCUUGUAUCCGGUGUCGGAAGGCGUGACUAGGUGGAGAAGUAGAAGAAGACAGACAGGAUGGCGACGAAGGAAACGAAUGGUGGGGUGAUGGAUGUAGUCCUCGAGUUCACUGGCGGUCUCGAAUCCCUCACCUCUUCAAAACGCACACACAAAGUCUCUAUCCCCUCCUCUCUCGAGGGGCGACCAACAGACGUAGCAGGCUUAGUAAGGUGGGUGGCGAGAGAGAUAAUGGGUGGUGAUAGGGGUGAGAUGUUCAUCCAAGGAGAAGGAGUACGUCCCGGGAUCCUCGUCCUAAUAAACGACGCCGAUUGGGAGCUUGAUGGGGGGGAGUCAUACCUCGUCCAGCCGGGGGAUAACUUCCUCUUCGUGAGUACUCUGCACGGCGGGUGAAGCCGACUCACAACUUGCUAGCGGGGGUUGGAUCGAUGGCGAGAGGUUUAGUUGCGCGGAUGCAUCCAUGCGUGGGUAUGGG
This is a messenger RNA of Pseudogymnoascus destructans, 640 nucleotides long. RefSeq names its product Ubiquitin- modifier 1 (gene URM1). The record is from RefSeq and is a predicted model, not a curated record. Gene Ontology annotation, biological process: tRNA thio-modification; protein urmylation. Bases 226 to 558 code for a protein of 110 amino acids. Gene Ontology annotation, cellular component: cytoplasm; nucleus. NCBI's taxonomy places the organism in Eukaryota, Fungi, Ascomycota, Leotiomycetes, Thelebolales, Thelebolaceae. Gene Ontology annotation, molecular function: protein tag activity. The transcript has 3 exons.